UUCAAGCGCCGAGUAACUUGCUUAGCCCAGAGAGCGAGAGAGUCAAAAAGUUACUGCGACCAACAGAGAGAGAGAGAGAGAGAGUAAAAACAAGAUUACCGCCGGUGAAAAAAUGUCGUCGGAGUUACAGUUACCCCCAGGCUUCCGGUUCCACCCCACCGACGAGGAGCUCGUGAAGCACUACCUCUGCCGCAAAUGUCUGUCCCAACCAAUCUCGGUUCCGAUAAUUGCCGAAAUCGAUCUCUAUAAAUACGACCCCUGGGAGCUCCCUGGUUUGGCUUUGUAUGGAGAGAAAGAGUGGUAUUUCUUUUCACCAAGGGACCGGAAAUACCCAAACGGUUCAAGGCCGAACCGGGCGGCCGGGAGCGGGUACUGGAAGGCGACCGGAGCCGAUAAGCCGAUUGGGCUUCCAAAACCGGUCGGGAUUAAAAAGGCUCUGGUGUUCUACGCCGGAAAAGCACCGAGGGGAGAGAAGACCAAUUGGAUCAUGCACGAGUAUCGCCUCGCCGACGUGGAUCGAACACCGCGCAAGAAAAACAGCUUGAGGCUGGACGAUUGGGUUCUGUGCCGCAUAUACAACAAGAAAGGCACGGCGGGGAAGGUACAGCCGCCGAUGAGUCAGCAGGCGAUCAGCGGCGGCUCGGAGUUCGAGGACGUGAAGCCGAAGAAUCUGAUGGCGUGCGCACUCCCUCCACCAGCGGCGGUGGCGCCCACGCGCCCGAGUGAGUACGUGUACUUGGAGAAUUCCGACUCGGUGCCGAGGCUGCACACGGACUCGAGCUGCUCGGAGCAUGUGGUGUCCCCGGAGUUCACGAGCGAGGUGCAGAGCGAGCCCAAGUGGAAGGAGUGGGAGAGAGCCCUUGAUUUUCCGUAUAAUUACGAGGAUGCCACUAUGGGAAAUGGUUUCGGCGCGCAGUUCCAGGGCGGGAAUCAGAUGUCGCCGCUUCAGGACAUCUUCAUGUUCCUGCAGAAGCCGUAUUGAUUUGGACGGUUGGAUUUGAAUGGGGGCCCGACGCACUUUGGUGGAUCAGACGGCGACAGGAGACCCAAGUCAAUGAGUGUGCCUUCUGCGAGUUCUAGUGCGUUCGAUUUGACGUUAAGAGUUCGAUGGUACUGUGGGGGUUUUACUUGUGUGUCCAGCAUUUGGAUCCAGGAGUGAAUCUGGGCCGUUGAUGUCGGGUGGGGGAAGUUCCAGUGUAGGUGGUUAAUAAAAUCUUAGUAUGUGUGCAGCAUGUACAUAUAGAUAUAGAUGUUGUCACAUAGAUGAUUUUGAAGGUGGUUUUUAUAAAUUCGGAUAUUUGUUUCUAUCUAUCUAUCCCGAUUUCCAUAUAAUAGUGAAGUUAAAUCUCUUUGAUUCUC
Messenger RNA from Fragaria vesca subsp. vesca, 1359 nucleotides. RefSeq names its product NAC domain-containing protein 2-like. NCBI's taxonomy places the organism in Eukaryota, Viridiplantae, Streptophyta, Magnoliopsida, Rosales, Rosaceae. The coding region runs from base 113 to 982 and encodes 289 amino acids. Gene Ontology annotation, molecular function: DNA binding. The record is from RefSeq and is a predicted model, not a curated record. The transcript is spliced from 3 exons. Gene Ontology annotation, biological process: regulation of DNA-templated transcription.